ACGAAAUGAAAUACAACUCUGCCAUUAAUUCGACAUUUUGGUCACGACAUCUGAUAUUGUGCGUGAUGUUCGUGACACUCAUGACGUGACAACGUAAAAAGUGGUGACUGGUGGUUGAUGCAUUAUUUGUAUGUAAAUACAAAAAAAAGUUAAAAAGAAAAAACUUAAAACUAACCAUCCAGAAAGAAUACAAAAACUUCUGGCAAACAGAAUAAAAAUAUACCAAAUAAACUUAAACAACAGCUAAAUGAUUAGGCGAGUUAAAAAAACAACAAAUGAACAAUUUGAUUUGUUAAAGGCUGAAAUGGCUGUGCAUCCGGCAGCAGCGCGAGGCUAUGGUGUGGGUGCCCAAAGAGCCGUAGUCGAUGCUGAGUGGAAAGAUAUUGUGGAUAAAUUAAAUGCCCUAGGACCGCCUGAACGUACCAUGACGGAAUGGAAAAAGGUCCGGUCCGAUUUACGCUUACGCAUUGAAAAGCAAAAAGCGAAAAAACCCAAAAAGCUCAAAAAACCUAAAAAAGAACCAAAACAUGUCGAAGAAGAUAACCUAAUGGAAGCCUUAAAUAGUUCAAUCUCUAUUUAUGGGACACAUAUAGAUCACAGUGACAAUGAACAAAUUGAAGACGCGAUAAAAGAGGAGGAGACUUACGAAGUUUUUGAAGCAGAUGAAGAAGAAGACCAUAACCUUAUUGAAAAAACUAGUAUUACUUAUAAAACAUACCCUGAAACUCCUGAAAUAUUGCAAGAUGUGGAACAAACAGUAGUUACAGUACAAAAUCAGUUGGAGAAACAGGAACAGUUAAUGGAUAAUUUGUUAAAAGUAAGCUCAAAUAUAGCAACAUUAAUGCAAAGACAUUUAAAGGCAGUGGAAAGAAAAACCUCUAUAAUGGAGAGGCAAUUGAAAUUGAACAAAUAUCAUAAUGUAUUUUUGCGGCGAAAGGAAGCUAAAAAAUUUAAGAAAUUUAAUAAUGGUGUCUGGUCCGAUCUACGUUUGCGUAGUAUAAAACGUCUCAGCGAUGAAUUCACACCUAAGCCGAGAAAAACUAAAUACAAAUCAAAAAAGGAUAAACUUCUCGAAACCCUAAAUAGUUCUGAAUCCAUUUAUGCUUCCUAUGGCGAAAAUACCGAACAUAAACCCUACUUAUCUCCCUCUAACAUCCAUGACGAAUCUCAUAAUGAUGCCGAUGAAUCGUAUGACAAUCCCCUCCAUGAAGAUGAUGAUUUGCAUAAUACUGAAAAACAUUUUUUUAAGACAUCUAAUGACACCUGCUAUGCUAUUAAUUCUCUGCAAGAAGAAGAGGAUAUUUAUCACAACAAUUCCAAUAGUUAUAAUUCCGAAUGUCUGUCACAGCGUGACGCCGUACAUAACCAAUUAAGUCAGGAUAAAUUAAAUUACUUGGGUCAGACACUCUCUAACAUAGAGCAUCAAAUGAAGAAUCAAAAUAAAAUUAUGGAACAUCUAACGAAAAUCACCUCAAAUUUGGCCGAGUUAAUGGAGAGGCAAGUUAUGAGUAUGGAGAAGCAAAACGAUAUAAUGGAAAGACAGUUGCGGGCAACGAAAUGUCAUAAUGUGUUUUUAAGGCGACAAGAGGCUACCAGAAAAAUGCGAAGUAAAAGUAAAGUUAGCAAAGUAAUGAAAAAAUCUUAGCUAUAUUAAGUUAUAUGGUUACAUAAAUAGGGAUAAAUACUUUUUGUAUGCAAUGUUUUAAAAAUACCACAUAUUUUAUUUCAAAAUUUAUUAAUAAAUUUGUAUGUUAAAUGAAAAUAAAUAAAA
This is a messenger RNA of Calliphora vicina (urban bluebottle blowfly), 1771 nucleotides long. RefSeq lists its product as uncharacterized. Lineage: Eukaryota; Metazoa; Arthropoda; Insecta; Diptera; Calliphoridae. The transcript has 5 exons. The coding region runs from base 248 to 1645 and encodes 465 amino acids. The record is from RefSeq and is a predicted model, not a curated record.